AUGGUCUCAACAAAGAACAUCGUGGUUUUGGGAGGCUCCUACGGCGGUGUUUCCUCCGCUCACUACAUCCUGAAACAUAUUCUGCCAGCUCUCCCUACUAUGAGUCCAUUCAAAGUCAUUCUCAUCAGCACCUCUUCGGAGAUUCUUUGUCGCCCGGCUUGUCCUCGUGCCAUGAUAUCAGACGAGCUGCUUCCCCAGGCAAAGCUGUUUGUUUCUAUCCCGGAAGCUUUUGCGCAGUAUCCUGUCCAAUCCUUUUCCUUUGAGCAAGGGACAGCAGCCAGGCUAGAUCACUCCAACCGGACCAUUUCAGUAAAGUCUUCUGAUGGCCAAACGGAAAAGACGAUAGAUUUUUUUGCGCUCGUGAUUGCCACUGGUGCAUCAACGCCAUCGCCUCUCCUUGGUCUUAACCAUGACUCAGAAUUCCUCCGAAAAGAAUGGGCUGCGUUUCGUGAGGCAUUAGCGACGGCUAAGAGUGUUGUCAUUGCGGGCGGCGGUCCCGCCGGAGUCGAAACUGCCGGCGAACUGGGCGAGUACUUGAACGGUCAGGCAGGCUGGUUCAGUCACAAAUUGGAGAAUCCCAGAGUACACAUCACGGUUGUUACCUCGGGUUCGCAGAUUCUCCCUCUCCUCCGGCCCAGUAUCGCUCAGAAGGCGGAGAACUAUCUUGCUCGCGUUGGAGUGACUGUCAUCAAAAACACGAAGGUCACGGAUGUCGCGCCAAGGGAUGCUGGGACGGCAAAUGCUCUGACGACGAACGCGACGGUAACCCUUGCGGAUGGGAAGCCCAUAAAGGCUGAUAUUUACAUUCCUGCGACGGGAACAACGCCCAACACAGCGUUUGUCGACCAGUCGCUGCUAGAGGCUGACGGACGCGUGCAGACCAACAUCUCAACCUUACGUGUCGAGAAAGCUGGCCCACGCGUCUACGCAAUUGGCGAUGCAUCCUCGUAUGCACGACCCGCUGUUCAUAAUAUCAUGAGCGCUGUACCAGUGCUCUGUGCAAACAUCAGGCGGGAUUUACUGCUUGAUGCCAAAGUGGCAGAAACUUCCGUGGCAGUGGAUCGAAUCUUCCAGGAAGACACACGAGAGACGCAGUUGGUGCCGAUUGGCACAAGUAAAGGUGUGGGAGUAGCCAUGGGUUAUCAAAUACCUAGUUUCCUAGUGCGGCUGAUCAAAGGUCGGGACUAUUGGUUGUGGACGACAGGAAAAUUAUGGAAUGGGAACCAGUGGGCAAAAGAGACAUGA
Messenger RNA from Penicillium riverlandense, 1245 nucleotides. Its product is annotated as NAD(P)/FAD-dependent oxidoreductase. Gene Ontology annotation, molecular function: electron-transferring-flavoprotein dehydrogenase activity; flavin adenine dinucleotide binding. The record is from RefSeq and is a predicted model, not a curated record. The coding region runs from base 1 to 1245 and encodes 414 amino acids. Gene Ontology annotation, cellular component: cytoplasm. The transcript has a single exon. NCBI's taxonomy places the organism in Eukaryota, Fungi, Ascomycota, Eurotiomycetes, Eurotiales, Aspergillaceae.